Messenger RNA from Contarinia nasturtii (swede midge), 2338 nucleotides. RefSeq lists its product as uncharacterized. The record is from RefSeq and is a predicted model, not a curated record. Lineage: Eukaryota; Metazoa; Arthropoda; Insecta; Diptera; Cecidomyiidae. Bases 117 to 2009 code for a protein of 630 amino acids. The transcript has 22 exons.
UCUCAGCUUUUUUGUAUAAAAGCACCAUCAAAUUACUUCUCAGCAUCUAGUUCAUCGAAAGAAAUCGUCUAGAUUGGAAUUAUUUCUUGAAAAACGAUAAUUUAUAAAUCGUAGUCAUGAAAGCAUUUUUGUUUAUCACCACACUUUUGGUUGUGUCCGCUAUUGCUGAAGAAAAACCGAAAGAUGACGAAAAUAACAAAAAAUUCGCCAAACGAGGAGUCUUUGGCUUGGGCUAUGGUGGCGGCGGAUAUUCAUUAGGUUAUGGUGGCGCCGGAUAUUCUCACGGCGGAUACAAUUCGUUUGGCUAUUCAAAUCUUGGCCACACAAAUUAUAUUGCAAGUGCACCACUAGCAGCUACGUAUGUUCAACCACAUACACAUACUGUUGAAACGAAAAUCGUUGCUCAGCCAUAUCCCGUUAUCAAAACUCAAGUGGUUGAAAAACACGUCCCACAACCUUAUCCAGUGGAAGUUAUUAAGCAUGUUGAUCGUCCAUAUCCCUAUCCGGUCGUCAAGACACAAGUGGUUGAAAAGCACGUGCCUUAUCCAGUGGAAGUUAUCAAGCACGUUGAUCGUCCAAUACCUCAACCAUAUCCAGUCUACAAGGAAAUUAUUAAAACGGUAGACCGGCCAGUCCCAAUUGUAAAGACGCAAUUCGUUGAAAAACACGUACCUUAUCCAGUACAAGUUCCACAACCAUAUCCUGUGGUAAAGCACGUUCCACAACCUUAUCCAGUGGAAGUUAUUAAGCACGUUGAUCGUCCAUAUACUAUUUUGCAAACACAAGUUAUUGAUCGACCAGUAGUUGUUGAAAAAGAGAAGGCUUUUCCGGUCUUUCCAGUGGCAGCACACACAGCAGCACCCAUAGCUUAUUCAGGUCACGCAAUUGCCGCAACUCCAGCUCCAUUAAUUGCAUCUACCGUUGCGCCCGUGUAUGGCUCGGCACCUGUUUACUCGUCUCACGGACCACAUCCAAACGUUGAACACAUUGUUUUAGCAGGGGUUUCCCUGUGCUUGAUUUCAAGCGUGUUGGGUGAAAAACAAAAAACAACUGAAAAUGUUGCUGAAAAGAAACAUGAAAAACGUGGAAUUUUCGACGAAGGAUAUGGUGACUUCGGUGGUGGGUUCGGACAUGAUUUCGGAGAAGAUCACCAUCACGUUCAUCACCAUCAUGAAAAGACGAUUGUCGAUGUGAAAAAGAUCCCAGUGCCUGUGGCUCAUGUAAAAACUGUGGCUGUUCCUCAUUAUAAAACUGUUAAAUAUCCAGUAAAAGUGGGAGUGCCUCAUCCUUAUCCAAUUGUAAAACACACACAUUAUCCCGUCAAGGAAAUCGUUAAAGUGCCCCAACACAUUGCAGCACCUUAUCCUGUCGAAAAAAUCCAACACUACACAGUUCAUGUACCCGUCGAUCGGCCAGUGCCAGUUAAGGUAUUCGUGCCGCAACCGUAUCCCGUAGAGAAGGAGGUCCAUGUCAAAGUACCCGUGCACGUACCCACCCCAGUACAUGUCGAAAAAAAAGUUCAUUAUCCAGUAAAAGAAUACAUCGCUGUAGACAGGCCGUAUCCAGUUGAAAAGAUUGUUCAUUAUCCGAUUAAAGAAUAUGUUGAUCGACCCAUUGCAGUACCAGUUGAAAAACCUGUUGCCGUACACGUUGAAAAGAAGGUUCCUGUGACAGUUAUUAAGAAGACAACAUAUCCCGUCCAUGUUCAUGUCGAUAAACCUUAUCCUGUCGAGGUUGCCAAUCCAGUACCUUAUACAGUUAAAGUUCCUCAUGAAGUGCCUGUGCCGGUUGAGAAAACCGUUCACAUCCCUAUCGUCAAAAACGUUCCAUAUCCAGUAAAAGUUCCAGUCGCAAUUCCAAAACCUGUCGAGAUUGAUGUCCAUCAACCAUAUCAUUUGACGAAACCACUUCAUUAUUCGGAAAAAGAGUUUGUCCCUGUGGCGGAACACCAUCACGAACAUCACGAACAUCACGAACAUCACGGAUUUGAACAUCAUGACGGGUAUUAAAGGUGCUGAGAGUUAAUAAAUUUACUCUGAAUUAUUCAAGCAAAACAUACUCGUAUUGUGAUAUUUCAUUGUUUCCGCAAGAAAAUGAGAACAAAUAAUUAUUUAAUAUAAUGUGUUUUUUACAACAAACAAAUUUUGACACAUGCAUAUUGUUCAUUUUCUUUUAAGAUGAACGUAUUACAUCAAAAUAAAUACUCUAGCUAUUCAUUCAGCUGCUGACGUACAUAUAACAUUUAUUUACAUAUGUAAUAAAUACCGUCUUUCAACUUCGAUGUUUAUAGUUAUUAAGUAUCGAGAUCAAAAUUAAAAUAAAAAAUAAAAUAUGACGA